CAUUGAGAACCUAUUGGCACUCUCAACUUCUGUGGACACACAUUCAUCCAGUUGCGCCGCGCGCCGAUGUCUCUCAUUGGGUCCCCCGCUCCCCAAGCCGAAGAAGAAGAAGAAGCACGUAUAGCGACGGCUACCUUACUGGCUACACCUUUUUGGUAUGGAGUAAGGUACGGAGUACUUGGGCUUUCUUCACCUCACCUUGUCUCGUCGACCUUAUCCGCAUUACACUACUCCGUUCACUACACACCCAUCUCACCUCAGGUUGAUGAGAGAAUCCUCCUUCUCCUCAUACCUUACCUAUCCGAUCCAUACGGUACUCCUCCUCUGGCCUUCUCAUCCCAUCCCAUCUCAUCACACCAUUGCUUGUCUUGUCACAGAACCCCUCCCCCACCUCGACUACCUACGCAUCCGAACUUCCCCAGCCACCGUCGUCGGACUAGCCAGAGUAGUUGCCGCAACUUGGCCUUCUCCUCUCCUCGGUUGGUUGAGCUGUGUCAUCUUGUCUGGCCCGCUCCCUUGAGCCCUUUGCCCUCUUUGCCCUCUAUCCGUACAAACUACGAGUCUACGAAAUCUAUUUGCCUGGACUUGCCGCGCCUUGCCUCGCUCAAGCAGCAACAAGCCUUUGCAUCCUUUCCCACCCCUCCGGUGCGCCUCUCUCACUCACUUACUCACCCUCUUCGCGCCCUCCUCUUUGCCGCCUCGACCUGUAUCAAACAGCAGCCGCAGCCGCAGCACCAGCAACCCAGCACCAGCACCUCACUCCAGUUUCUCGAUACCCGCCGACGCCGAUGCCGACGCCGCCCUCGCCGCUGCCCAGAACGCGACGCCCUCUUCCCCUUCCCACAAAGUACCUCCCCUGUGCCUGUGCCUGUACCAGGAUCCACCCCACCACAAUCCAGAUCUCCGAAGCUUCUCUGCAAGCCCUGCCGCUACCGACCACGCCCACUCCCACGCAACCCUCAACUCGCUGAGACGAACUAGGAAGCUCUGCGCUGCAGCUGCUCGCCGUUUCGUUCAAAAUGUCAAUAAAGUACGUCCCUCCAUGUCCCUUUU
Molecule: messenger RNA, 1053 nt
Organism: Colletotrichum phormii
Lineage: Eukaryota; Fungi; Ascomycota; Sordariomycetes; Glomerellales; Glomerellaceae
Exons: 2
Coding region: 67-981 (304 amino acids)
Source: RefSeq, a predicted model, not a curated record